Sparassis crispa is the source of this 660-nucleotide messenger RNA. RefSeq lists its product as hypothetical. Bases 1 to 660 code for a protein of 219 amino acids. Lineage: Eukaryota; Fungi; Basidiomycota; Agaricomycetes; Polyporales; Sparassidaceae. The transcript is spliced from 6 exons. The record is from RefSeq and is a predicted model, not a curated record.
AUGAGUAUCCCCGUUCCGACUGACCCUCAUGGCUUCUUGCAGUAUCAAAUGAUUAAUGCGCACAUCACGUUCAAGUGCGGGUACGACAGCAUACUCACUCAUCUUGAGAAUCCGCCCCUUAGAGACCUGUCGAACUUUCUGGGCUACUGUGAAGCGUGGGCGCAUUCCGUCCACGAACACCACGAAUCUGAAGAGCAUCUCGUAUUCCUGGUCCUGCAGCCUCGACUCGACAUGUCACGCGAGAUCGAGCAGCACAAAGUAGUGCAUGCGGGACUUGAAUCGCUCUUUGCGUACAUUAAGCGGGCACGCGAGGACCGAAGGGCGUUCGACGCUGCCGAGUUGCGCGGGAUGAUGGAAAAAUUGAAGGGUCCGUUGUAUGAGCAUCUCGACGAUGAGGUCGCUCAUAUCUCUGCGGAGAACCUUGUCGCUGCUGGGUUUACUGCUGACGAGAUGCGCAAGCUCGACAAGGACCUUGAGACGUAUGCCCGCUCUCACGGGAACGUGACGUUACUGGUUCCGUACAUGCGCAGCCACACGGUGCCGGAAAUGAAAGACAUCUGGCCCCCGAUGCCCUGGGCUCUGCGUAAGGUGCUCAUUCCUUAUAUGAUCGCAUUGCGGCAUUCAGGUUACUGGAAAUACUCACCUUACGCCAUGUCCUGA